Molecule: messenger RNA, 2546 nt
Organism: Gossypium arboreum
Lineage: Eukaryota; Viridiplantae; Streptophyta; Magnoliopsida; Malvales; Malvaceae
Product: pentatricopeptide repeat-containing protein At2g35030, mitochondrial
Exons: 1
Coding region: 77-1966 (629 amino acids)
Biological process (GO): RNA modification
Molecular function (GO): RNA binding; protein binding
Source: RefSeq, a predicted model, not a curated record
AUUCUAAUUUUACCCAACCUAUAUCCGUGGUAUUUUAAUCUUUUCAAUUGGAUCUGUUUAGUGCCUGAGAAAAGAAAUGUUGAUUAUUUCUCGAGCAUUAAUCACAUUCAGAUAUUUUAAUAAAUUCACCGUUCUUCGAAGCUUAAACCUACCCCGACCAGUUAUUUCAGUGAAAUGCAAAACUACGAUAACCAGUAUAGAUUACAGUGUUAGUUCAAGUGUGGCACGAUCCAAUUGGCUGAUCACUAAUCUAAGUAAAGAAGGCAAAUUAAGCCAAGCAAGGGAACUGUUCGAUAAUUUGUGUGAGAGAGAUAAAGAUGUAAUCACUUGGACUGCAUUGAUAUCUGGGUAUAUCAGGAUUGGGUUAAUUGAUGAAGCUAGGAAACUGUUCGAUAGAGUCGAUUCCAGGAAGAAUGUAGUAACGUGGACUGCGAUGCUAAAUGGGUAUAUAAGAUCAGAUCGAAUUGUGGAUGCCGAAAGGUUGUUUGCGGAAAUGCCGGUUAAAAAUGUUGUAUCUUGGAAUACUAUGGUUGAUGGGUACAUGCAAAAUGGGAUGGUCGAUAAGGCUUUUGAAGUGUUUGAUGAAAUGCCUGAAAGAAAUGUGGUUUCCUGGAAUACGAUGUUGACUGCUUUGGUGCAAUGCGGUAGAGUUGAGGAUGCAAGGGCAUUGUUUGAUAAGAUGCCUAAAAGGGAUGUCAUUUCGUGGACUGCGAUGGUCACGGGGUUGGCAAAGAAUGGGAGGGUUGAUGAGGCUAGAAAAGUUUUCGAUAGGAUGCCGGAGAGGAAUGUGGUGUCGUGGAAUGCGAUGAUUACUGGCUAUGCACAGAAUAUGAAAUUGGAUGAGGCUUUUGAUUUGUUUGAGAGGAUGCCGACGAGGGAUUUGUCUUCUUGGAAUGGGAUGAUCACAGGGUUUAUUCAGAAUGGGGAAUUAAGGAGAGCUGAGAGAUUGUUUAAUGAGAUGCCAUGUAAGAACGUGGUUUCUUGGACCACGAUGAUCACGGGAUAUGUUCAAAGUGAACAAAGUGAAGAAGCAUUGAAGAUUUUCGCGAAAAUGUUGGCAGAAGACAGGGUAAAGCCUAAUGAGGGAACUUUUGUAAGUGUUUUGAGUGCAUGUAGUAAUUUAGCUGGCCUUGUUGAGGGACAAGAAGUUCAUCAGACAAUUGUGAAAACAGUUUAUAGGCGUAGCGAAAUCGUUGUAUCUGCACUUAUUAACAUGUAUUCCAAAUGUGGGGAAUUAAAUAUAGCUAGGAGAAUGUUUGAUGAUGGAUUAAUUAGCCAGAGGGAUGUGGUCUCAUGGAAUGGUAUGAUUGCAGCUUAUGCACAUCACGGGUGUGGUGAAGAUGCUAUCAGUUUGUUCAAAAAAAUGUCCGAUUUACGUUUUAAACCUAAUGAUGCUACCUAUGUGGCUUUGCUCUCUGCAUGCAGUCAUUCCGGUAUGCUUAAGGAAGGACUAAGGUACUUUGAUGAGCUCGUGAGAGACAAGUCCAUUCAGGUUAGAGACGAUCACUAUGCAUGCUUGGUUGAUCUCUAUAGUCGAGCAGGGAAGCUCAAGGAGGCUUUUGAAUUCAUUGUGCAGCUUGGGAUUAAACCAUCUGUAUCCGUUUGGGAAGCUCUUCUUGCCGGAUGUCAUGUUCAUGGGGAUGUGAUUUUAGGGAAAUUGGUUGCGAAAAAGAUAUUAGACACGGAACCAGAAAAUGCAGGCACUUACAUGUUGUUGUCUAACAUAUAUGCUUCAAAAGGAAAAUGGAGAAAUGCUGCUAAGGUAAGGUUGAAAAUGAAGGAUAAGGGCCUAAAGAAGCAACCUGGUUGCAGCUGGAUAGAAGUAGAGAAUAAGGUUCAUGUGUUUGUGGUUGGUGCCAAAUCUCAUUCUCAUUCUAAUCUUAUUUACCCAAUACUGCAUGAGCUUCAUGCAAAAAUGAGGAAGGCUGGAAAUAUAUCUAAUACUAAUUACCUGGAGGAGGAGUAGGAGGAUUUAAUCAGCUGAUGUCUAUGCUCGGUUUUAGCCCUUAGUUUUUUCUCCUAAUUCCGAGGAGAGCCCAACAAGUUCAAGGAAUUUGGGGAGUGCCUCAUCACCAAGGAAAUGCUUAGUAUUUGGCGUUGGUGGGCUUCGAAACCAUGCUCUUAUAUGGCAUUACUAGAUAAGAACACAGUCGCUUGACUAGGCACAACACCUCCCCUGUUUGAGAGUCCGGUCGGUUGCUUGACAGACGACACUUCAAAAAGUUCUCCAAAAAAAGAGCGGACCCCCUCAACAAGGAACAUGAUCAACAAUUCCCAUUGUGCUCAUUGACUUGGAUUUUGAAAGCAAAAAAGAGUAUCUCAAAGGGGCUAACAUUUAGGAGCUAAAGGACUUGAUUGAUCAUACUGGUGAUAUCAUGUCUGGUCUGUAUUACAAUUUUUGUUGGAAAAAAACAUUUGUAAUAACAAUUUUUUAACUUCGUCCAUGGCUCUCAUCUCGGUCUAGUGUUGUGAGCUAGGUAAGAAAUUAGAUGUACUAUUGAGACGCUUAUCAAUUGAAGUGAAGCAACUGAAGGUGCAAGCAAAAA